GACGGCAGGACCGCGCCUUUCAGCCACUGGAUGCUCCACAAUACCUUCUACGGAUUGGUAAUUACAACCACUUUGUCUACGACCUUGCUCGCUGCGGACAGGUACAAAUGGCGCGCAACAGGGAUGGUAUAUUCUUUGGCGAACCGGUAUCCAGCAUCAGUGGCUUUCACCGUCCAGCUUCUCGCAGCUUUUUUCGGCGUCAUCCACGUCGCUGUAAUCUGCAAGCUCAUCAACUACGCUUUACGGUUACGCCUUAAGAAAGCGAGCGUGUCUCUCGAUGUCCUCCGCACAUGGGUCGACAUGACAAUACCUCGCAUCGACUGGGACUUGCCUUUGCGGUUCUUUUUUCCUGUGAUGUGCAUGGUCCUGCUCAGUCUCGUACCUGCAGCUUUGUGGGCUGGUUCGUUUGCUCCCUUGGUCAGCUCUACAAGAACGUGGAUGCAACUCGAAGUGCCCGCUUACGGGAACGUAUCGUUCAUCAAAGAGUACCCAAUGGAGAUAGGCAAAGCCGGGCCUUCAGUCCGCAAUUCGAAGGGUCUAUUCACAUACUCUGUUGGCCAGCAGCUGAUCGCACCGUUGCUUUCGGCUGCAGCUGGAUCAUCGUCCAAUGACUCUGCAAAGCUUGUGCAUGCAAAGAUUGACAACACGCAAUUCAGCUACACCGGACGGUCCUACGGCGUGGGCGCAUCAGUGGGAUUGAGAGAUAUUGCCAUCACCCAGCCGGCCACAAACGCAGCCGGCUACAAAUAUGCGGAGGAGGGCUAUCUGACGACCGUCACAUGCAUCUACAACCAGACGUCCAACUUUACCCUCUCCGGUCCCGUCAACGAAUGGAUCUACUCAGCCGCAGGAAACCUCCCGGACAGCGUCGAAGGACCAGAGUACUCAAACUACAUCGGACACAACGCCAAAGCCAUAGUGGCCAUGGGUGUUGCAUACAGUGAGCUGUCGCCUCGUCGCUACGUCGCCAUCACCGCCGGCGACUCCUACGCUCACCUCAACAACACCCAGUGCGAGUUUGACUUCACCCCAACGAUGUUCGACGUUACCGUCGACCUCGCCAACCUCAACAUCAGGGUCAAACCUAGCUACGAGGUUCCGGACUUCAAUCCUUCCCGCAACCUCACCCGCACGGUCGUGCGGCAGUUCGAGCUCCUCUCUAACGACCUGACCAACCUCUACGAUUCCCUCCUCGGCCAGGCUCUCAACUCCAGCAUCGCAGCCUACGCCAUGACCACAGGCGGCACCUGGCCACCGCUCACGCAGGAACAACGCACGCUGGGCGGCCUCACCAACGCGAUGACCGCCAUGGCCGACGACAUGCUCGUAGCCUACGGCGCAGCACAACUCAUGGUGCGCAACAAGUACAGGUACAGCCCGCGCGGCGCCACCGUAUCCCUAUACGCGCUGCAGUUCGGCCAGCCCGCCUACAUCUACGCCAUCUUCGCGCUCAACACUGCCAUCGUGCUUGCCGUGCUCGUGGAGCGGUACCGCACACAUGUUUGGAAAGAUCUCACGCGCUUCAAUUACCUCGACCCCCGGGAUCUCAUUGUCGCUGCGAGCAGGGGCGGGGCGCAGCUAGCGAUUGCGGCGGACAAUAUGGUUGGCCAGGAUGGGACGAAGAUCCCGAAGCAUGUGUGGUUGUUGAGUGAUCCGGAUGAGGGGAAUGGGCGGUUGGUGGUGAGGUUGAGGGCGGAUGAGGACGGGCAUGCGGCGAUUGAGGUGGAUGGGGAGAGGAGUGAG
This is a messenger RNA of Paraphaeosphaeria sporulosa, 1743 nucleotides long. RefSeq lists its product as uncharacterized. NCBI's taxonomy places the organism in Eukaryota, Fungi, Ascomycota, Dothideomycetes, Pleosporales, Didymosphaeriaceae. The annotation marks the transcript as partial. The transcript is spliced from 4 exons. The record is from RefSeq and is a predicted model, not a curated record.